This is a messenger RNA of Puccinia graminis f. sp. tritici CRL 75-36-700-3, 2390 nucleotides long. RefSeq lists its product as uncharacterized. The transcript has 4 exons. Bases 99 to 2003 code for a protein of 634 amino acids. Lineage: Eukaryota; Fungi; Basidiomycota; Pucciniomycetes; Pucciniales; Pucciniaceae. The record is from RefSeq and is a predicted model, not a curated record.
CGAAGUUCAAGGGGCUAAUCUUGGAUUCCUUUGUCGAAUGGGUUGGCUUGACUUACCCCCAAAAACAAAAGUAUAGUCUUCGAAAGUUUAUCAGCCCGAUGAAGCCGUCAUACCCAUUCACAUCAACAAAGGGUGUUGUACUGCCUUUGUCAAGCAAGACUAAAGGAGAAUCGGCCACUGGACGAUUUUCCACGAAUCCAUCGCUCUUAGGCAUACCAUCAUCAUCACCUUUAUCGUCGCCUAUUCAAAACGAUCACAACCGCCCAGAGCUGGAGGUUGAGGUUCAGCCAGCCGAAACAUAUUCAUCUGCUCUUACUGAGCCGUUAUACCCAUUCUUUUCUCCUCAUGCCAGCUCAACCGUCACAGGUGAAGUACAUUCUGCUCAGCCUCAUACCCACUAUGUUUGUCACGGCUCUUUGGCUCUUGGUACUUAUUCCCGUGAACCGAUUCCUCCGGCUUACUCGAUGUAUCCUACGUCUGGGACAACCUCUGGUGCUCAUCACUCUGGCAGUGUGAUCUAUCCGCAGGAUAUGGCCAUACCUUCAAACUUUGGCAAUUUCCUAUCAAGCUCAGUCAUGGCCGAUCGUGGCAUCGAAGCACGUCCUCGACAGCCCGCGACUGAAGUCACUAACUGUGCCGGUCGAAGGGCCCCACCAUCCACGGGCGCCAAUAAUUCUAGCUUGGGUCAAUCGACUGACUUUUUGACUUCAGCCCGUUCCGUUCAGAAUCCGCCGUCCUGGAUGGGGCUCAAUAGCUGCCCGCAGAUGAACGAGGAUUGGUUAUUUGCAAACCUCUUUGGAUCGAUGGCUGAACCGAAUCAAUCUUCUGGGCCUCACGCUGGACGUGAGCCCGGCCUUGGGCAGUCGUUAUCCUCGGAAACAUUGGGGAAGUCCAAUUCGGACUUGUUUGACUUUAUAACUUCUAACUUUCCAGUCGCCGAAAGCUUCAGCCAGCCCUCCCAAAACGACUGCAAGCCCGUCCGCGAGACGCUCCCGAAGAAUAAUUCUCCUUCGGGAGGCAUCAACUUGUCGGCGGGUCUCCAAUCCAGAAGCACUCCGGCAGCCAGCCCUUCCAAGCCAACACAGUCGGUGAAGAUCGAAAGCCCCGAAGGCUAUCCCAACAAGAGAUUCUUCAAUAUCAACGCAGUCGAAAACUUUGGGAAUGAGCUUCUGAAGUAUGAGGAUGUGUCGAAGGCACGACCUGUUGAAGGAAACACUUCCCUGACAACCUAUCCAUCCUCCACAGACUCAAAUCAUUCUUCUCAAUCCAGCUCGCCUUCCUUAUCCUCUUCCUCUUCUCUGAAUUCACGCUCCUCCUCCCACUCCCCGUGUCACUCUUCAAUCGAUCUGAAUACUUUCAAUGAACCUUCGACGUUUUCCCAAAACCUAAACACCCUCUUCGCGAAAGACUUUGGAAAUCAAGAUUGCUAUGGAGGAUCAGUCGACGGCCUGUUUAAUGUGGGCGCCCAAGCGAAUGCUCUGAAUCCGAUGGCCAAUGACGAACAACUGGGACUCGAAAGUUUUUACCCUCUCCAACACCAUAUUCAACAGCAACAACAACAACUCUUACAGCAGCUCCACCUUCAACAAUCGUGGCCGCAAGAUCGCCAGCAGCAGCAUGACUCGUGGACCCAGCCAUUCGGCCGACAACAAAUCCCGCAACUCGACGAUUUCAUCAAUGCAACCCUCUACCCAGACGCAAUAUCAGCGAACUUUCAAGCGCCCUCAGCCUUAAAGCCGAUAUUCAUUUGUCCGAAAUGCGGCAAGGGUCAUACUCGUCAAAGCAACCUUUUAGCUCAUCUUAGAGAUACCCACUCACAAGUCAAGAAAGUUUUUUGCGAUUUUCCUGGGUGCACGAAAUCGUACAAAAGAGUUUCCGAGUGUCGGAGGCACAAGAAGGAUUUGCAUGGGAUCCCGUUGCCCAGCGAGUUGAACGGCAAGGUUCGCAAACCUCGGUCCACCAGUUCUUCGACUUUCCGAUCGUCGAAGUUCCAGAACCUUUGAACAUCACCGAGCCAACCGCUGUUUUUAGGUAGCCACUUCAAGCUCUCCCGGCGAGGAUGUUGUUGGAAGGUGCACAACUUCGCACGCGUUCCAGCCAAAAGAUUGCUUGGAAACUCUCCAGAAAGCUCAUUCUCAUCCACUUUCUUACAUAUGUUCCCCUCCUUCUUGUUGAAUUAGAAUGAUCUCCCCUCACCGAUAUAUCCAUACCUUUGCCCCCCCCCCGCUUAUAAUCAUACAUAGUAUCUAAAUAUAUCCGACUAAUUAUUUCUUUUUUUUGUCCAAUGACAUUGAUUUGUCAAACCUUUGUGUAAACGUUUUUGUGAAUGAUUCUUGUUGUACUUUUCAGAUCCCCUGCCCACGCCUUUCAUGAAAUUAUCUUUGUGUAUA